Macrobrachium nipponense is the source of this 1251-nucleotide messenger RNA. RefSeq names its product hrp65 protein-like. The record is from RefSeq and is a predicted model, not a curated record. The coding region runs from base 118 to 762 and encodes 214 amino acids. The transcript is spliced from 5 exons. Lineage: Eukaryota; Metazoa; Arthropoda; Malacostraca; Decapoda; Palaemonidae.
UUGAAAAGCGCUACUGUAUUUCCUUCCUAGAUCGAGACAUGCAGAGUGAUUGUUGACAACCGGGGAAAUCCAACAGGUGAUGGUAUUGUGAUCUUCAGUGACAAGAAAGGUGCCGCUAUGGCCAUGGCGAAAUGUCAGGAGGAAUGCUAUUUCCUCACAAGUUCAUUACGUCCAGUUGUAGUUGAACCACUGGAUGGUCAGGAUGAGGAGGAAGGCCAGACAGAAGCUUCUAUUGCAAAAAGUCCCUUAUAUAAUAGAGAGAGGAAAGAGGGACCAAGAUUUGCUGAAAGAAAUUCCUUUGAGUGGGAGUAUGGCCUUCGAUGGAAGAGGCUGUAUGAAAUGUAUCGGGAAAAGAAGUCAUUGCUGGAAUCUGAUCUUCAGGCUGAAAUUGAGCACUUGGAAAUGCGUAUGAAUCUAGUACGUCAUGAGCAUGAAACAGAAAAGUUGAGAAGAGAGUUGCUUGCUCGUGAAGCUGAGGGUAUGCAGAUGAUGCAGCGUGCUGGUUAUGCCCUUGGUUAUGGUGGCAGGGAUUAUGAUUAUGGAGACAGCAGAUAUGGUCAUGAGUACGGAGGUCCCGACGGUGAUCGUUAUCAACAACAGCAGCAGCAGCAGCAGCAACAACAACAACCCAGUCUAACAGAACGGUACCAGCAGUUAACCCAACAAGAUGCCCGACUUCAGAUACAAACUAAAGAUCAGCAGCAGGCAAUUAAGAGAGGUGAUGGCAAAGAAGAACCAGAUACAAAGCGCCAGCGAUAUUAAUCUCGUGUAAAAUUUACUCUCACAGUACCAAGAGGCAUUAUGGCAAAUGUCAUGAGCCUUAAAUACAAAUUUAGGUUUAGUCUUGUAGAACAGAUUUUAUUUUACCAUUAUUUGGUGUUUAGUAUUAUCAUUGUUUGUAAGAUAAUAGGACUGGAAAGGAGAACUUUCUAUUGGUUUUUGAUUUAACCUAUAAUCUGAAGAUUAUAACUGGUUGUUAAUGCGGUAAGACUUUGUAUUUGUAGCUUCAAUUAUUGUCUUGUAGUGAAAAGUGUAUAUUGGAAUAAUUAAUGGUCUAUUAUAAUUGACCUUGAAUGUGUAAGGUGGUUUUGAAGUUUUUUUUUUUUUGUUUUUUUUUUUAUUUGUUUUUCACCGUUUUUAAAAUUCUCUUGGUAAGUAAUACAAUUACAUGAACAAGCAGUACACCCAAUUUCUGUUUUACCUAAUGCUUGAUGUCACAACCCAUAAGAAUUUAAUAAAUAUGUCCUUUUU